This is a messenger RNA of Closterium sp. NIES-67, 466 nucleotides long. Lineage: Eukaryota; Viridiplantae; Streptophyta; Zygnematophyceae; Desmidiales; Closteriaceae. The record is from the annotation of a GenBank genome assembly.
UCUGCAACGAUGAUCGAGUAUCUCCUAGCCAAAGGACUCAUCCGACCAUCCACUUCGCCAUACGGUGCCCCAGUACUCUUCACACCGAAACCGGACGGAAGCCUGCGCAUGUGCAUCGACUACCGAGCUCUUAACAAGCAGACCAUCAAGAAUAAAUAUCCGAUACCACGAAUCGAUGACCUGCUUGACCAGCUUCGGGGAGCUACGGUAUUUUCCAAACUGGAUCUGCGGUCCGGAUACUGGCAGAUACGGAUGGCGGACAACUCUAUCCACAAAACUGCUUUCCGAACUCGGUACGGAUCGUACGAGUAUUUGGUCAUGCCGUUCGGACUCACCAACGCACCGGCAACGUUCCAAGCCGAAAUGAACCACAUUCUACGACCACUUCUGGACGAUGCGUGGUGGUGUACCUGGACGACAUCCUCAUCUACUCGCACGACAUAAGCAGCACGUCGAACACCUGCGA